UAGAACAAUACCACCAGGUAUCGCACCUAAUACGUUCAUAUUUGGAGUGGGCUGUAGAGAGUACAGAAAUCUAUUUCUGGUGGUCUGUUGUAAACAAUUUCACAACCAUGAUGUCGGAAGGCGCAUUAGAUGACAGUAGCAACCGUAACACUUUUAUACCUUUUAAAGAUAGGCCGGAAUGGAACGAUGUUAAACCAGUCCCACAAGACGAUGGUCCAGAUCCUGUUGUUCAAAUAGCAUAUUCCGAACAAUUUCGUGAUGUGUAUGACUAUUUUCGGGCUGUGAUUGCUGCUGAUGAAAAGUCUGAACGAGCUCUUGCCCUUACUAAAGAAGCAGCAGAGUUAAACCCAGCUAAUUAUUCUGUAUGGAACUACCGAAGAAACAUCAUACAAGAAUUAAACAAAGACCUUGCAGAAGAAUUAAAGUAUAUAUCACAGGUUAUAGAAGAUAACCCAAAAAAUUAUCAAGUAUGGCAUCAUAGACGAGUCAUUGUUGAGUGGUUGGAAGAUCCAAAAGAAGAGCUUCAGUUUACUGAAAAAAUUUUGCAAGAUGAUGCCAAAAACUAUCAUGCAUGGCAGCAUAGGCAGUGGUGUAUUCAGCAAUUUUCUCUGUGGGACAAAGAACUGGACUAUGUUGAUAAAUUACUUAAAGAAGAUCUCCGCAACAAUUCAGCUUGGAAUCAGCGCCAUUUUGUCAUAAAAAAUACAACUGGUUUUACUGAUGAUGUCAUACAGAAAGAGUUAAAAUAUGUUCAAGAUUUCAUAAGAAAAGCCCCUAACAAUGAAAGCUCAUGGAACUAUAUGAAAGGGGUUGUGUUGGAUAAAAAACUAAUGGACUAUCCCAGCAUUCUGGAGUUCUGUCAUGAGUUGUAUUCCAAGCAGAUUCGUUCCCCUUUUCUCAUUGCUUGCAUGAUUGAUAAUUAUGAAGAAACCUUAGAAUUUGGCAAGUGCAAUAAAGAAGAGACAUUACAGAAAACAACACAGUUGUGUAAUGAAUUAGCUGAAGAACAUGACACUUUGAGACGAGAAUACUGGCAGUACAUGGCCCGCUCUUUAGCUUCUAAGUAUGGCACUGAAGUAUCAGGAGACUCGUAGCCGUAAUAGAAACUAGUGAUGUUUUAAUAAAUAUUAGUGAGGAAAUCUGUUUAAGCUUUAUAUGUUUAGUGAUUCAGUCAGGAUUUUAUAUUUUUAUAAUAGACCUCAAAUAAUGCAUUGGCUGAUUUUUUUAGUUUUUUAUACUACUAUUUUUCACAAUCUGGAGAGCUUCUUAAACUUUUCUAAUGAUACAAUGAAUAGAUAAUUUAAGUAAAUAAUUUGUCAAAUGACACAUAAGAAAAUGUGUAUAAUCUAAUAUUAAGAUUGGUCAAAUGGUUUAUAAUUAAUUAAAAAUCGUCAUGUAAGAUAAUUACAUACUGCUGGAUUUUGUAACAACAGGGUUUAAUCCUUUGUAAAGUUGAAAGCCAUUUUCCCAUACACCCUGUUACUAACUUUUUGUUCAUCCAGGUAACGAGUUUUGUUUUAUCCUGCACUACAUUUUGUUUAUUUUUAUACCUAAAGACUUGGUUCACUCUUUAAGUAUUCAAGAAUGGACCUAAAACUUUGUGAGAGUGUUUUUAUUCUGGCUCAGUUCUGGUAUUCACCUGAACAUUAAGGUUAGAAACCUAAUGAGCUGUUGCUGAAACCAUUUAAAUCUUCUUUAUCAACAGAAGGGCCUAAAUUCUCAAAAGUGUUCAUUAUUUCUUGAUUAUCAUAUUUUUUUAAUGAAAUGGUUUUAGUCAUUAAAAUAAGAUAGAACUUUUAAAAGUUCAAUAAAAAUCUUAUCUCAAUUGUAUUUCAUAUAAAGCUGCGCUUGUGUAGUAACAUGGUUUCCACACUUCUAAACAUGGUCAUGUAGACUCUUUUGUGGUGUGAAAUAUUAUUGGACAUAUUAUGGUAACUGUGUUUGCUGUGGAGCUAAGUGAUGGUGUACCUGCUUUCUGUGGAAUGAAUUUUGAAACUUAUCUUUAUUUUAUGUAAUAUAUAUAUAUAUAAGCAUAUAUAUAAAAUACAUUUCUAACUUGCAAUGCAGGUAUAUUACCUAUAUUUCAUUGAAUUUUUCAAAUCUACGUUUAGUAUUAAAUAAGCUUUAGCUUUCUUCUAUCUUGUUUAGGUAGAUUUUUCUCAGACUCAACAGUGCACUUUUGAAUAGUAUUUGAAUUAUAUUUCUAGAAGCGUUUAUUUUGUUUCAUAAUCUGCUUCUGUUAUUAGAUCUACUAGAGUAAGCAUUUACAUUAUUAUGAAUGUGACUUAUAUAAAGUAUGCAAUUAUUUUGUUUAAAAAUAUGGUUUAAUAAAAACUUUAGAUAUAUUAUAAUGUUUAAAUUUCUAUUUUUUUUUCAGACUGCAUAUCACUACACAUUAAGUUGAUUAUAUUAAUCUCUUUAGUAAUUUCUACCAAUAAAAUUGCACAUAAGUAAAUAAAUGAAACUGAAUUAUUCGUGACAGUAAUCAGAUUAUUUUCUGAUUCGUUUUUGUAAUCAAGCCUUUUUUACUUUAAGCUCUCUUUAAUACAUUACAUGAAAAACCACACGUUUAUAGAACCUCAUAAAACAGCACUUUAACAAUUAAUCAGAAUGCCUCUUUUUCAAUCUCUCUUCAUAGUUUCAGGUUGAGUUUUAAAAUUGUUUUUAUAGAUUAAAAAUUAAUUAUGGAAAUCUGUUUUUAAAAUGUUAUAAAAUAUAAAAGGUGCUACAAUGAUAUUUAGAAAAUUAUAAUUGCAAAUAAUGUAAAAACCCAUUGUAUUUAGUAUCCUGAUUUAAUUCACAAUAGGCUACUUUUUAAAAAUUCUGUGAAAAAAUAUUUUUUUAAAAUCUUUUUUAAAUAUUGCUUAAGAACCAAAAUGUUUUUUAGCUUCUCUCAAUAGAAUUGUUCUCAGUGAUUAUAACUUUUCAUUGUUCAUUUUUCUAAUUAAAUUGAAAAACUAAAAUGGUUAAUUAAUAAAAAUGUUAGUUUAAUUAAUGUGAAAUUCUCAUUAUUUUAAUUAGUAUGCUUUUCCUGUUUUUGAUAGAGCAUGGCCAAGAUUUUAAUAGAAGAUAACAAAUUUUCUGGGUUUUGCAAGGUUGAUGUUGUAUUGAUUGUAAUAUCCUUCAAGUGUUGAAUAUUAAAACAUAUGAACCCUGUUCUCAAAUUUUAUGUUUAUUCUUAGCCAAUUACAUUUUUUAGUGAGAAAUAAUAUUUCAGUCAUUCCUGCUUGCUUGUUUGUGGGAAAG
Molecule: messenger RNA, 3246 nt
Organism: Physella acuta
Lineage: Eukaryota; Metazoa; Mollusca; Gastropoda; Physidae
Product: protein farnesyltransferase/geranylgeranyltransferase type-1 subunit alpha
Biological process (GO): protein farnesylation; protein geranylgeranylation
Cellular component (GO): CAAX-protein geranylgeranyltransferase complex; protein farnesyltransferase complex; cytoplasm
Molecular function (GO): CAAX-protein geranylgeranyltransferase activity; protein farnesyltransferase activity
Source: RefSeq, a predicted model, not a curated record